GGAGUGUGACGUCAGAGCAAGAUGGCGGCGUCCGGCGUGAGGAGCUUGGGGAAGGUCGGCAGGCUGCUUUCCCGCGGCGCGGCUUUCCCAGCAGUGACCCCGGGCCCGGUCCCCACGCGGCUGUGCGCGCGAGCUCACGGCGGCUUCCCACGCGCCUUCCCACGCGCCUUCCCACGCGCUGCGACGCUCAGGUGUGUGUUCCUGCUCGGAGGUGGACUCGGUUUGUACCACAGCGUUAAACACUCACUGCAGAGACACCACGCAGAGCAGCAGCAGGCACCGGAUCCUGGAUGGGAUCUGAAGCUGACGCUGUAUCAGUAUAAAACCUGUCCGUUCUGCAGUAAAGUGCGCGCCUUCCUGGACUAUCAUGGCCUCCCGUAUGAAGUCGUGGAGGUUAACCCCGUCAUGCGGCAGGAAAUCAAGUGGUCCACGUACAGGAAAGUUCCCAUCCUGAUGGUGAACGAAAGCAUCCAACUGAACGACUCGUCUGUCAUCAUCAGCGCUCUGACGACGUACCUGAUCAGCAGGGAGAAGAGCGUUCCUGAGAUCGUGGCCUGCUAUCCGGAAAUGAAGGGGAAGAACGACAGCGGGAGAGAGGUGACCGAGUUCGGGAACAAGUACUGGGUGAUGGUGGACGAAACCAAACACGUGCAGGUCUAUCCAGAGAAGACGUCCAGGCAAGAGGAAAUAAAAUGGCGUAAAUGGGCAGACGACUGGCUGGUGCAUCUCAUCUCCCCUAACGUGUACCGGACCCCGGCCGAGGCUCUGGCUUCCUUCGACUACAUCGUCCGCGAGGGAAAGUUCGGCACGUUCGAAGGCUUCUUCGCCAAGUACGUAGGAGCGGCGGCCAUGUGGCUCAUCUCCAAACGACUCAAAAACAGACACAACCUGCAGGAUGACGUGAGGCAGGACCUGUACAAGGCGGUGAACGACUGGGUGGCGGCCAUCGGGAAAAAUAAGAAAUUCAUGGGAGGAGAAAACCCCAAUCUCGCUGAUCUGGCGGUGUUUGGGGUUCUGAGGGUCAUGGAGGGUCUCGAGGCUUUCGACGACAUGAUGGAGAACACGAAAGUGAAGAAGUGGUACAGACGCAUGGAGAACACCGUGCGCCAUCAUCCCAAAUGAUCCACACCCUUUCGGUUGCGUCUGAAACGGUUCCUUUUACAGAAUUUAACGGCGUCGGGUGUGAAGCCAAUCGGGAGAAUGCGGUGUAAAUGAAUGUACAGAAAGUUCAGCUGAGGAAACGUCUCCUAAUUCCACAAUCAGCAGUGUGAGCUUCUGGGCCUUUACUGUACACUUCAUCUGGGUAAUAUUGUGUCUGAUUAUAGUAAUUUAUUCCUGUCUGUCUCCGUUAUGCUGUUAAUAAGGAGUAACAAGAGCAGCAAUAAAGAGCAAUAAGGUCUGAACUGACUUUACUCGCCAGGUUGUGAGAAUUAUAAAGUCAUGGCGCCCCUUUGACUGUAAUCAGUGCACAUUAUCAACUAAGCAUCAGACGUGUGACACAAAAAAAAAAUAAAUAAAUGAAAAAUCUCUGAAACAAA
Molecule: messenger RNA, 1538 nt
Organism: Pangasianodon hypophthalmus (striped catfish)
Lineage: Eukaryota; Metazoa; Chordata; Actinopteri; Siluriformes; Pangasiidae
Gene: ptgesl
Product: prostaglandin E synthase 2-like
Exons: 7
Coding region: 22-1122 (366 amino acids)
Cellular component (GO): mitochondrion
Molecular function (GO): prostaglandin-E synthase activity
Source: RefSeq, a predicted model, not a curated record